Molecule: messenger RNA, 762 nt
Organism: Rhagoletis pomonella (apple maggot)
Lineage: Eukaryota; Metazoa; Arthropoda; Insecta; Diptera; Tephritidae
Gene: Cpr56F
Product: pro-resilin
Exons: 2
Coding region: 1-678 (225 amino acids)
Cellular component (GO): extracellular matrix
Source: RefSeq, a predicted model, not a curated record
AUGAGUUGCACAGCUAAUUGCUUUGCAACGAUAGCCCUCCUCGCCUGCGUCUCGCUCGCCCGCGCCGAGCCACCAGUGCCGCAAAAUCAAUACUUGCCCCCCAAUCAAGGUGGUCAGCCCUCGAAUCAAUACCUUCCACCCACGCAGUCAUACCAAUCUCCGUCCAGUAACUACCUGCCCCCACAACGCGGUGGCGGCGGUGCUGGUGGUGCGCCACCAAGCAGCAGCUAUGGUGCACCCGCUGCCGGUGCGCCCAGUUCACAGUAUGGCGCUCCAGCUGCGCCCAGCUCGCAAUAUGGCGCUCCCGCGUUGACCGGCGCCAUAUUCCCUAAGCAACAGGGCGGUCGCGGCGGCUAUGGUGGCGGCAGCGGUAGCGGUAGUGGCGGUUAUGGCGGCGACGAACAGUACGGACCAGCUAAAUACGAAUUCAAAUACGAUGUGCAAGACUAUGAAUCCGGCAACGACUUCGGACACAUGGAACAGCGCGAUGGUGAUUUGGCAGUGGGCCGUUACUAUGUGCUCUUGCCCGAUGGUCGCAAGCAAAUCGUCGACUAUGAGGCUGAUGGAAAUGGCUACCGUCCAACCAUACGUUACGAACAGGUCAAUAGCGGUUUCAAUGGCAAUGCCGGCGCUGGGGGACGUGGCGGUCAGGGUGGCCAAUUCGGUGGCUACCAAUAAGGCGUCGUACAGCCAUGGACGUGUGUCGCUGAAGGGAGUGAAAAGAUUUUGGCAAGAAGGUGAAGUUAAGGUUUGGUGAGUGUA